GGAAAAUUAAGGCUGUGUCUAACCUUUCCUUGAUCAGAUGGGAAGAUUCACAGCUAUUAGAGGGGCAGGGCCUGCAUAAGGACAGCAAUGGGAUGCCCUCCCCUGUUUUCCAGGAUGGAUUCACUGCAGAGACAGGACCUGAGGAGGCCCAAGAUCCAUGGGGCAACCCGAGUUAGCACCCAGACCCUCGUCCCCUACCAGACACCCACGUUGGCCUACCUGCAGCGCCUGUUGUGGAUUCGAAGGGCCUCUUCCAUGAGCCACAUCAAUGAGGUCUGGCCCAACCUCUACCUGGGAGACGCAUAUGCAGCGCGGGAUAAGAGUAAGCUGUGCCAGCUGGGCAUCACUCACGUCAUGAAUGUGGCUGCCGGCAGGUUCCAUGUUGACACGGGUGCCAAAUUCUACCGAGGGUUGCCUGUGGAAUAUUACGGGAUUGAGGCUGAUGACAAUCCCUUCUUUGACCUCAGCAUUUACUUCCUGCCUGCAGCGAGAUACAUAAGAACUGCUCUCAGCAAUCAAGGCCGCGUAUUUGUACACUGUGCCAUGGGGGUCAGCCGGUCUGCCACACUUGUCCUGGCAUUCCUCAUGAUCUGUGAAAAUAUGACCCUGGUGGAGGCCAUUCAGACGGUGCAGGCCCACCGAGACAUUUGCCCCAACUCGGGUUUCCUCAGGCAGCUCCAGGUCCUGGACAGUCGGCUGGGGCGAGAGACAGGGAGGCUCUGA
Molecule: messenger RNA, 723 nt
Organism: Vombatus ursinus (common wombat)
Lineage: Eukaryota; Metazoa; Chordata; Mammalia; Diprotodontia; Vombatidae
Product: dual specificity protein phosphatase 13-like
Exons: 4
Coding region: 88-723 (211 amino acids)
Biological process (GO): negative regulation of MAPK cascade; protein dephosphorylation
Cellular component (GO): cytoplasm
Molecular function (GO): protein tyrosine/serine/threonine phosphatase activity; MAP kinase phosphatase activity
Source: RefSeq, a predicted model, not a curated record